This is a messenger RNA of Lontra canadensis (Northern American river otter), 935 nucleotides long. RefSeq names its product ATP synthase c subunit lysine N-methyltransferase (gene ATPSCKMT). Gene Ontology annotation, biological process: regulation of mitochondrial ATP synthesis coupled proton transport; positive regulation of proton-transporting ATP synthase activity, rotational mechanism; peptidyl-lysine trimethylation. Gene Ontology annotation, cellular component: mitochondrion. The coding region runs from base 20 to 685 and encodes 221 amino acids. Gene Ontology annotation, molecular function: protein-lysine N-methyltransferase activity. The transcript has 5 exons. NCBI's taxonomy places the organism in Eukaryota, Metazoa, Chordata, Mammalia, Carnivora, Mustelidae. The record is from RefSeq and is a predicted model, not a curated record.
CUGAAAAGUCUAACUGCAAAUGUACUUCAAACUCUUGCUUUCUGGUGCACCCCCAGAAGUCCUUGAAGAAAAUGAGUCAGGAUGCGUCCCACCUGCAAGUCGCGGAGCCAACGGUUCAAAGAGAAGCAGUUGGGGGUUCCUAUUUACUGGGAUUGUUGGCGGGACGCUGGUGGCUGUGUAUGCCGUGGCCACACCAUUUCUAACGCCAGCCCUCCGAAAAAUUUGUCUGCCUUUUGUACCUGCAACUACGAAGCAGAUUGACAAUGUUGUGAAAAUGUUGCAUUGCAGAACAGGAUCCCUGGUCGACAUUGGCAGUGGCGACGGGCGUAUUGUGAUAGCAGCUGCAAAAGCUGGAUUCAGAGCCGUUGGUUAUGAAUUAAACCCAUGGCUGGUUUGGUACUCCAGAUACCGUGCUUGGCAAGAAGGGGUGCAGGACUCCGCCAAGUUUUAUAUUUCAGACUUGUGGAAGGUUACUUUCUCGCAGUACUCAAACGUCAUUAUUUUUGGAGUGCCUCAGAUGAUGCCGCAGCUGGAGGAGAAACUUGCGCUGGAGCUUAAGGAUGACGCCAGAGUCAUUGCCUGCCGGUUCCCUUUCCCUCGCUGGACCCCAGACCACAUCACUGGGGAGGGUGUGGACACCGUGUGGGCCUACGACGUGAGCACCGUGAGAGGCAAGAGGCCCUGAAGACCCGUGCGUUUCCAGUCGAUCCUGGAGAUGUAGAUGUUACUGAGCGCGAUUUUCCGAGUGUUGGUGGUCUUCGAUUUUACAGAGACUUCCAGCUGUGUCUUCAGCAAGGAGUGUAUUUUUUCUUCAGUAUGGAAUGAAAAACUAUUACUUUCCUUAACUUCUGCCAAACAAACAGAAGUUAGAACAGCAGGUAGAUUUAAAGUCUGUUUUCAUGCUGUACUUCAAAAAGUGGCCUCCUUCCCUUCCA